This is a messenger RNA of Wyeomyia smithii (pitcher-plant mosquito), 2726 nucleotides long. RefSeq names its product transferrin. NCBI's taxonomy places the organism in Eukaryota, Metazoa, Arthropoda, Insecta, Diptera, Culicidae. Gene Ontology annotation, cellular component: recycling endosome; plasma membrane; early endosome. The coding region runs from base 465 to 2603 and encodes 712 amino acids. Gene Ontology annotation, biological process: iron ion transport. The transcript has 12 exons. The record is from RefSeq and is a predicted model, not a curated record.
GUUGAUUUGAAAUAUUUAUAAACGUGCUGAAUAUAUAACUUGAAAGUUAUUUAGUGGUUAAACAGAGAAAAACCUUGUAUAUUCGUUCGUGCGGUGACAAGAAAUGAAGGUAUGGGCUCAUUUAUGAUGUUGAAUAACUUUAACGACUGGGUACAAGGGAAACCCGUUGCAACGUGCGCAGGGGGAUCCCCUCGUUUUCAAGAACAACGCGUGAUAUUUUGAAAAAUGAACACAAUAAAUGGUAAAUAUUUAUCAUAGCCAUGGUACUAUUGCGUAUAUAGCAUUGAGAUAUCAAAUCAAGCAAUCAGUUAAAUUUCAUUGUGAUUUCAUAGCAGAACGUUAACAACGAAAUUCGUUUACGUUUGACAAGUACAGAUAGUCGAAAAAACAAAGUGAAAUAAUUUUAAUGUGAAGAAAAAAUUUGCUAGAAAGUGUUUUGUGUUACACAUCGAGGGAUAACGAAAAUGUUGUUGAGGAUACGUUACUGCUGCUUCAUGUUGGUUGUAUUUUUAGCAUUCGUGCAAAGCCAAGAGUUCAUAGAGAGCAAAACGAAGGGAGCCAUGAAAUUAAAAAUCUGCAUCGUGGAAGGUAAUGGUCUUUACAGAAAAGGAGCUCGGAAUUGUCCAACUCUGGAAUCUCAAACAAACAUUGAGUGCGUGUAUGGUUUAGAUAGACUUGACUGCCUGAGAAAAAUUAGAAAAGGAUUCGCCCAUUUUGCUGUUUUUUCACCAGAAGAUCUACUUGCCGCCAGAUGGAGUGGUACUGAAAUAUUAGUUACAAGUGAACUACGCUUUCAUAAUGAGUUUUUCGAAUAUCAAAUUGUGGCUGUAGUAGACAAUGAAGCACACAUCAAUACGGUGAGAGAAUUGAAAGGUAGCAAGUUUUGUCAUCCGGGGCAUGGAAUUCAAAAUCAUUGGACUGAGGUUUUAGCUGACUAUUUUGAAACAAAACUGGUACCACGAGAGUGCGAAGAUGAGUUGUCACUAACCGAAUCAAAAAUCAAAGCAGCUGCUAACUUCUUUGGUCCAUCUUGUAAAGCAGGUCCAUGGGUUUCGGAUCCAGUUGACGAUCGUGCUUUGAAAAACAAAUAUCCUUCGUUAUGUCAGCUGUGCUACAACCCGUAUCAAUGUGGGAUUGGAGAUAAACAUUGGGGCCGUCGAGGACCCUUGUAUUGUUUAACGAGCGGUGCGGGGGAUGUUGCAUGGGUGCGGCUAGAUGAUGUGCGAAGUCAUUUUGGACUCAGUGGUCUACCGCCAGAGGCAAACCCGUCCGAUUACAGCUUUUUGUGCCCAGAUGGGCAUUUACAACCAUUAGAUACAAAAAAGCCAUGCGUUUGGUUAGCUAAGCCAUGGCCUGCCGUUGCUGCACAAAGGAGUGUUGCACUCAGAGUACAAGAUACUGUUGCAGAUCUUACACAUGACGAUAUACACGGCUGGCAAAAUGCAUUGCUCAUGCUCUUGGAAACAUAUCAUGUGAAUGUAUCAACUCUUGAUAACACAAUACCAGUAGACGACUAUUUGGACCAAGCAGUAGGAUUCCAGGACGCCUAUAGUUUACCUUCAUGCAAUCCCCCACGAUCAAUAUUAUUUUGCACAAAAUCUUUGGUGGAACUUUCAAAAUGCUCAUGGUUACAAGAAGUUGCAUUAGUUUAUGGCGUUGAACCAAAUUUACAGUGCAUGCGGGCUGACUCAUUGGACGAUUGCUUGAAAAAUGCAGAACAUAAAGUGUCAGAUGUAAUAAUUGUCGAUCAGGACAGUCGUUUAAGAGCUCAACGAGAUUAUCUACUGCAGCCUAUAUUAUAUGAGUAUUCCCCAACAUUCGAGGGCAAAUAUGUAGUCAUUGCUGUGGUUGAGGCUGAUUCAGGAAUAAAAUCCGGAUACGAUCUUCAGGGUAAAAUGGCUUGCUUUCCGAGCUUCGAAGGAGCAGCUCACGUAUCGGUUCUAGAAACCCUUAUUAAUCAUACAAAUUUUGUUGAUGAAUGCACCGAUGUAUCAAAUUAUUUUUCUAAGCAGUCAUGUAAUUGGAUCAGUCAAUCAAGUUGUCCUGAGAUAUACAAUGGAGAAGAAGGUGCACUUAGAUGCCUUCUUGAAGGUAGUGGUGAUGUGGCAUUCAUGAGCUACGAAACCUUCAAGCGAUUCCAAGGAAAAGAAAUUCCGUGGACCCUUAUGUAUAAUCCAAAGAAAUAUUCUAUUUUUUGUCCUUUCAACAAACCAUUGACAUCAAAAGCAGUUUGUUAUCUAAAUUGGGUCCCAAGAGGUCAUUUAAUGAUAAGUUCAACUACAACGGAACUUCGUCAAAAAGAAAUAUACAACUCUUUAAGAGAGAUUGAUAGACUACUUGGAAAGAAGUACAAAGCAACAACAGCUUCGUUCACUAUGUAUGGACCAUUUGACCGUAAAUCGAAUAUCAUUUUCAGGGAUAACACCGAAUCCCUCAGAAGCCGUACAGAAUUGUACCGAGAUAAAAAGGCUGGUUUACUCGAUACUGUAUAUUUCAAACUUGCACAUAAGAACUGUUCGCGAAAUAUUUCGCUAAAGAUAACUGUAUCACCAAUACUCGUGACGUUUGCCAUAUUAUCAUGCCUAUGUUGCUUAUACUUUUGAUUUUCAUUGGUCUUUAUCCGCGUUCAACUGAAUGAUUGGUUAGUUCGAUAUUAUUGAAAACCUUUGUGAUAUUAUUCAUAUUUAAAAAAAAAUGAAAUAUAAUCUCUUGCUUCUUGUCCAGAA